Messenger RNA from Microplitis mediator, 1782 nucleotides. RefSeq names its product prion-like-(Q/N-rich) domain-bearing protein 25. The record is from RefSeq and is a predicted model, not a curated record. The coding region runs from base 156 to 1679 and encodes 507 amino acids. The transcript is spliced from 10 exons. Lineage: Eukaryota; Metazoa; Arthropoda; Insecta; Hymenoptera; Braconidae.
GACAUCAGCAUUCUUAUACUUAUUAUUAUAACUGAUAAGGAACAAAGUAAAUUUGAUUAUUACAAAUAUAGUUUUCAAUUAGUACGUGGUCACUUUUCGUUCAGAAUAGACGUUCGAAAAAAAUCAACAAAUCAUCGAAGCUUAAUUGUUAUAAAAUGAUCAUCAAUUAUAUUAUUUUUUUUGUGCUGGCAACUUCUGUUGCGUCGGUAAAACUCCCGAGUAAAUUUGCACUUACAGAUGAAACAUGUAAGCCCGGCUUCAAAGAAGCUGCGUGUAGCAGUCCACAUGAUAAAUGUAUGAGAAAUGGCAUCGGUUCAUACGAAUACAUUUGUAUUGCACAAGGCACAUUAGGAUCACACUGUGAAAAAAAUUCUCACUGUAAACUUGUUGAGUUUGGAAAAUGUUCUGAAAAUAAUACAUGUAUCUGUCAGUUCGGAACAGCUGAGUAUGAUAAAAAAACUUGUAUCCCGAAAACAAUAAAAAACGAUCCCAAUUACGAAUUUUACAAGGAGUACGAUUGUGACUUCAAAACCUGUCAUUUAAAGAAAAGUUAUUUAUCAGUAACUGCACAACGAAGAGAAUCAAAAUUGAUGUACGGAGAAUAUUGUCAAACUAAUGGAGAUUGUGCUGAUUUACAUCUCCCGAAUCUGAUUUGUGACAAAGGCGAAUGUAAAUGCCCUAAAGACACCCAAUUUUUGUUGCCAGAAUUGUCAUGUAAAAACAGCACAGCAGGUAUUGGAAAAACUUGCAUUCCACCGGAUUCCGUCAACACUACAAGUGUCACUGAAGAGUCCACUGAAGAAUCUACUGAAGAAUCAACUGAAGAAUCUACUGCUGUAGAAACACCCACUACCAUUUGUAAUGAAUUCAAUGUAACCAGAUGUCAGAGAUAUCACACUUACGUGGCUAGUGACGAAUGUGUACCUGAUCCCCAAUUUGUAUGUGAUGAUGAAGAAUUUUAUUAUGAUCCGACUAGACAAGAGUGUGUGGAAUACGUGGAAGAACUUGAUGACUUCUACUGUGAAAUCGACCAUCACUGCCGUAAUUUGAAAUAUGCAAACUGCACUGAGAAUAUGUGUGUCUGCAAACAAAAAUAUGAGAACAUCGAUGGUGUCUGUCUUGGGUAUAACGGAGCUGUUUGUGAUGACGUUUCCGACUGUAUAGUGACCAACUCGAUUUGUAAUCAGACAUGUCAGUGUCCCGAGAACCAUUACCUAGCUGGAGACACUUGCUGGAAAUUUGCCGAGAACUUGAAUGAUACCUGCGCACUCGAUUUAGGAUGCAAGGACCUGAAGUACGCAAGUUGUCAGAAUGGUAAAUGCCUUUGCAAACAAAAUCAUGUUGAUAUCAACGGUACAUGCUUUUCAAAACUUAAUGGCGCGUGCGACAGCCACUCCGAAUGUAUCGAAGGAAUCGCUCAAUGCAGGCACAAUAUUUGUCAAUGUCCUUACAGUCAUUAUCAAGAUGGGUUCAAGUGCUAUCCGAUGGCUCAGCAUCCGGGAGAUCACUGCUACAACUAUGCCGGGUGUUUUGGAGUCCCAAAAAAAUGGUGCGGCAGUAAUGGUGAUUUCUGUAUUGACGAAUCUGGAAUAGAAUGUGACCUAAGAACUCACAAAUGCGUUUGUCCUCAAGGAUACGUCGAUGAAAAAACUAAAUGUGUAAAAUAUCUGAAAUUAUAAUUUAAACAUUGAAUUCAAUGUCUAAAAUUACAAUUCUAUUGUAACAUUACACAAAUAAUCAUAAUAAUUGUCAUAAUAAAACCAGACGAAUGAAUAAAAUAAA